Molecule: messenger RNA, 1470 nt
Organism: Somion occarium
Lineage: Eukaryota; Fungi; Basidiomycota; Agaricomycetes; Polyporales; Cerrenaceae
Source: the annotation of a GenBank genome assembly
ACCUAGAAACAGUGCUUCAAAGGUUUCAAGGACAGAGCGUUACCAGACCAUGAAAUUGCACAUAUCUUUGCGCUCCUGAUGUAAUGUGAUGCCGACAUCAACACAGACAAGCCGCUGUCACAAAAAUUCCGGUUUCUGGUCGGCAUCACACUGCCCAAUAGGUGAACAUGUACUAGUAACUUUUCGUCUGUGAUACCUCGGUACGUGCUUUCGAUGGCGCAGCUCUAGUCGCUCAGUGACUAGAGCUGCGCCGUCUAAAGGCUGUCCGCAGCCGCAAUGCCUAUAGUGGCGGUUGAGCGCAUGUCUACGGCGAUACUGCCUCCAGGAUAUUUAUACUCCUACUUUACUGCAACAUUGCCAGACCAGUUAAGCUCAAAACCACAAUCAUUACCCUAUGUCUAACAAUACGAUUAUUUAUGGGCCUGAUGUGGUUUCACCCACAGGAGAAAUUCUCCAAUCACCAUUCUAUCAUUAUCUCGUCAGCAAGCCCGCUUGUAUCUUCUACCUGGUGGCGUUCGGAAUUUCUACAGCACUACACUUCGGCCAAUCAGUCUGGUAUCGAAUGUGGUGGUUGAUCCCCACAGUUGUUUUAUGUGGUGCCGGCGAGCUGAUAGGCUGGGGUGGUCGUCUAUGGUCGGCCAUUAGCCCUCUAGAAAAUAACCCAUUCUUGAUUCAGAUUGUAUGCACAAUCAUCGCACCUACACCCUUCCUGGCCGCCAUCUUCAUGACUUUUGCUCGCCUCACGAAGCGACUAGGCGUACAAUAUAGUCGACUUUCUCCACGUCUAUACUCGAGGAUAUUUCUGACUUGUGAUAUCAUCUCCCUCAUUGUUCAAGCAGCCGGUGGAGGCUUGGCUGCAUCUGCCAAUGAUGAUGCGGGGAGCAACUUGGGAGCGAAUAUUAUGCUAGGCGGCAUUAUCUUUCAACUUGUCUCCCUUAUCUUUUCCGAAUGGGAUACAAGGAUCAAGGUUUUAGUAGGAGGAUUGACAUUCAUUUGCGUCUGCAUCUUCAUCCGAUCUGUCUAUCGGCUUAUCGAACUUGCUGACGGCUGGAGCGGCAAGGUCAUUUCCACCCAAGUCUACUUCAAUGCGUUGGAUGGUGCCAUGAUUUGGAUCGCAAUGCUCACAUACAAUGUGUGUCACCCAGGGCUUCUCCUGGGAACUCCGAGUCGCCCGUUUCAUCAGGAGAAUAUUGCAAUGGAAUCUGGUUUCCUUCCAAGCUCUGAAACUCUCCUAGAACGUAGAAGUUAAUAUCUUUGACUAUUGUAUUCUCUUUGUGUGGACUAUCGGCCGGACAUUCAUGGACUUAGUAUAUAGUAGAUUUCUUGUAAUAGGGGUGGGGGCUAAGGGCCUUGUGCACAAUGGGAGGUUAGUUACCAGAUAUUUCCUCCUGUACAUCAUAGUGCACAGUUGAGACUUUUGCAUGACAUUAAUGAGACCUGCACGUCUGUUCGUUCUCUCAGAUUAACCGC